This is a messenger RNA of Xenopus laevis (African clawed frog), 4593 nucleotides long. RefSeq names its product chromosome 1 open reading frame 116 L homeolog (gene c2h1orf116.L). The transcript has 4 exons. The record is from RefSeq and is a predicted model, not a curated record. Bases 315 to 2624 code for a protein of 769 amino acids. NCBI's taxonomy places the organism in Eukaryota, Metazoa, Chordata, Amphibia, Anura, Pipidae. Gene Ontology annotation, cellular component: cytoplasm.
UCUAACAUUCUUGCAGCACCACCUCUCUAUGACUAGAGAGAGUGAGCAAGUUAGGGAGGGAGUGACAGGCAGACAGGUGAGUUGCUUUUAACUUAUGCAGCUGAGUUAGAGAAAACUCUCCAGAGACAACAUUUUAGAAGGAUUUACUAGUAGAUUUAGGAAAGAAAAAUCUGACAGCUAGUACACUCCAUUUGACCAUCUGGAUAUACAGAUUUACUGUGUCUAAUAUCAGAUUUACUUUACAUUCCGGAAAAGUUUUUUUUAACAUUUAUGGGUUGAUGCCUGAAAAGGAUCUCUGAAUACAGAAUGUAGGAAUGGAGGUAUUAAACAGUGUGGGAAGCACAGGCAGUUGUGACAGUAUGGAGAGCAUCUCUUCCAAUCAUUCUGCUCUGAGUGGGGACAGCUAUGAUCAUCUUUCUGCAGAGGAACGAGAAUGUUUGAUGUUUCUUGAGGAAACUAUAGAUAAUCUGGAAAAUGAGGCAGACAGUGGACUGUCCAAUGAUGAAUCAGAAAACACAGAGAAUAUUCCCAGCCUACUGCAGCCAGGACCUAUAGGUUUUAGACCUGUUGAUGAUUUUGAGAAAAACAAAAGUGUUAACCAUUCGGGAAUUGAAAAUCUUUCAAAUGAACAGGGUACAGUAAACUUUAACAAAACUGCUUUGCCAAAGCAUGGGUACCACAGCUUUCCAAGAAUCAUUCAGCUGCCAAAAGAGGAAACCACAAAGCAUUCAACUGAGGAAGCACUAAUAAACACCAGAAUACACCCAGGCAAUGCACUAGAUAUUAAACACAAAAGUUUGUCAUCUUUAAACUAUACUGAAACGAUAGAGGUGCCUUUAGCAGACCUUCAUCUUCUGCCACCCCCUGAGCCUUUUCGCGAUCCCUUAAAUGUGGAUAAAGAAUACUCUGUAAUCAAUCCCACUGAUGCGCUUGAAGUUCAGCAUGAAAAAACUCAGUCUUCACAACCUAUUGUACACCCAGAAGCCACUCACUCUGGUCAUAGUAAUGUGAAGGGGACAUUUUUUCCACGGCCUAUUUUGCAAAAAACUGUGGUAACCGGAUCACAGGAAUCUCUCAAUCCCCUUGUGGAAAAAGGUGAUGCUAGCAUCAAACAUGGGCCUCCAACUGCACCCAAGCCACGUAAAUUGCCACCACACAUUGUUAUAAAGCCAAGUAGUGGAGUUAUUGCCACAAACCUUGAUCCUCAACAAAGGCCAAGAGCUUUUUCUGCACACGAACGGAACGCUGACAAGUCUAAUGAAUCUAUAAAUGCCAAACUUCCUUAUUCUAAAGAGCAGGAGCGGGCAAGAAGAGAGGCUCUGCAGAAGUUGGGUCUGAUGCAGGAGAAAACUGAAGCACAGAGAACUACUUCAGUCAGACCUGCAGUCUCUAGGGUUGCAGAAAUCUCAGUUUCCCAGAGCAUUGCAGGUCCUGGCCAUAAAGAUUCUUAUGGAAACCGUAUAAUCCUAAAUCAACAAGAGAAGGCAGAUGUCCUAGGGACCAGUCCUACACAACAUUGUUUCCAAAGUUCUUCAAAAUCAGUUGAUUUUGGUCCUAGAAAUGAAGCUUUGGCAAACAAGCCAAUUGUUAACUCAAGACGUAUAGAGAAUCCAUAUGAACCGGAAAGGGGGGCUGGCACACAAGUGGAGUCUGAUAAACAUGAAAGUACAAACUCUGGAGUAAAAACUGAUAUCCAGAGAAACAGAUUAAGUUUGAAGGCAAGCUCUUUGGAGAAGUCUGAUGAAGUGGUGAUCAGAAUUUCCCAACCUUAUAAAGAGGUUCCUUCUGUUAAAGCUGAUAUUCUUCAAAAUCCAUCACCUUUGAUCUUACAUACCAAGGAUAAUGGGAGAGAGGUACUGGUUUCACAUGCCAUUUCUACCAGAGAGGCUCAAUCAGUGACUGAUAAUUCAGCCAGGAAUGUGAAACAUGAUGCAAUUAGAAGCCUGAAAAUAAAUGCCCAAGAGAAAGACCUUCCUGAUCCAGCCACAUGCCUUGUAGCUACUGCAGGAAUUGAAUAUGUAGCUGAGAAAAAGACGGAAAACACAACUAAAGUAGGUUCUUUGGUGAUUAUGAACCCUAGUCCAGGCAAAAACAGUAAUUUUCUAAGCCCCAUAGAUAAAGCAGUCCCUCGGGGGGUAUCAGAGGUUGUGCUAAGGGAGGGGAAGGGCAAAACUGUUGUAGACAGCAGUUACAGACACAGUACACAUUUCGACCACUCUGAUGAACCAUUCAUACGUCUUCCUCAAAGUACAGUACCUGGCCUGAGGCAAAUUAGCAUCAAGUCUAACACUUUGGAACGGUCUGGAAUAGGACUGAGUAGUACAAUAGCCAGUUCUGAUAGCCAGAGUCAGAAGGGAGGAAACUCUUUCUUCAAGAAACCAAUGUUUUCAGCAAACUUCCUCAGAAACAACCGCCCACGACCAGCUUCCUUAGGCACAGGCAAGGAUUUUGCUGGUUUGGAAGAGCAAGCUACUGAUACAGAGAAAGGCGAGAGUCGUCGCUUACUGUUCUUUAGGAACUCUAGAGCCCCUGCUCCUGUCACCAGUGUAAAGAUUACUCCUAAGGGAUCCACAGAAGAGCACCGCAGGGAAGCAUUGAUGAAGCUUGGUAUUCUUAAGGAAUAAGUUAUUUUCAAUUUGUCUUGCUUUAGUAAGAGCUUAGAUUUUUACAUUACACUAUGUUUAAAGCACUUGUUAAUUGUUUUUUUAUGGGGGGGUGCUUUGUUUUUUUCCUGCAAAAUGUUUUUCCUUUAUCUUUAUUUGGUUAAUUCCCUUCUCCACAUAAAUAUUCUGACAUAAUGGAGGUUUGACAUACAGUAUGUAAAAUAUAUGUAAGAAAAUGGACACGAGAACUAAUCUUUCCAAUAUAAAUGGUUGUUGAGAAACACUAACCAAAGUAUUGGUAUGAUCCCAGUAUUUAUUUAAUGAAUGUCAUUCUCUGUUUCUGAUACUUUUUAUAACUAAAUUGUGAUAUUUUUAAAACAGAUUUGGGCAAUAUCUGAAAAUAAUCGUAUUUUUUUUUAUCUACAAUGGUCUGCAUUUUUUUUCAUCUUGAAUAGCUUAUUGUAGUCUGUGCAGCAUUACUUUACACAACACAAACCGAUCUGCCACUGACCAGCUGAAGUGUGUUGUUUAUUAUAGCGAUUAUAAAGGGAAAGGAAGAGGUCUUUCCAAGACAUAAUAAGGGGCUGAUUUAUCAAAAUGUGAGUUUAGAGCUUAAUAAGUAAAAACGUACCCACGUUCUAUUCAUUCGUAUGGGAUUUUUGCAAAAUUUAUUUAUCAAUGGGUGAAAGUUAGAACUCCCCAUUUUUAAUUUUGUAUUCUACAAAUCCCAUAGGAAUGAAUGGAACAUGGUUGAGUUUUUAUUUAAUUAAGCUCUAAACUCACAUUUUGAUAGAUCUGCCCAUAAGUCUGCCAGACCUAAUAUCAAUUAUGAAUGUAAUGUGUGAUAGACUUAAAUUGGAUUUUCAGUGCAAAAAAUAGCACAGGGAAAAUAAUGCUAUUUAAUAGAAAUAAUAUAUUUGCAGUUUUUGAAUAAUUUUUCAUCUACAGCUAUUUUUGCAAUAAAAAAUUUUGAUUUGUUGCUAGGGUCCCUCUAACUCUAGCACUAUGUAAUUGUUUAAGUGAAAAACUGUAAGAUGAACAAGACAUCCUCAAGUAGUAAUAAAAGAUAACAGUAAAGAAUGAAUUACAUUUUUGACUCCUGGGCAUCACUAAUUAUCUCAACUAUUUUGCAUUUUAUAUUUUGUGUUUAAAAAGGCAAAAAUAAAAAAUAUGAAUAUCACUACAUAAGAUUACAAACAUUAGGUAUAAAAAUGUAAUAGACAUCACUAUUGGAAAGAAUUGAGCUGUGUGAUAAAACUGGAGCAAAAUUACCUUAUUGGUUACACAGUGUAAAAACUUUUAUUUCCAAAAUACAGUUUAUUACAUUUCCCUUUUAUCUAAUAUAAAUCUAUUAUACGGUAUGCAUCUAAUCACUGCCAGUAUCAUUGCCCAUUGUUUGUUCUUAGGUCCAGCUUUCCCUCAUGGCUCUUGCAUGUAUGCCAUUAAACACCUUGAUAUUUGUCAUCAAAUUAUCUGCCAACAUUAGAGAAAUGGAUGACAGACACAGUGUUUUAGAUACUGAGAAUUACCAACAUGUAUUGAUAAAGAGCUUUAGGAGUUUCUCCAGAAACCUCCACUUUGAAUAUUUUGGAGGAUAUGUGUAAAAAUAAAUGUCUAAUUCUUUUUAACAAUUUGCCAUUUGAGGUUACUAAGAAACCAGGUAGAUGCUGAAAUAUGUAUCUUCCUUCACUAAGAUCUGCCAUUUACAGUAAUUCUGUAGCAAUACACAUAUAUGUGCCUAAUUGCAAAUGUGUUUUUCUUACUUUAAAUUUGCAAAAGACAUUGGCCAUUCCUGCUACCUGGAAAACGCUGUUCUAAAUAUUUUAUUUUGUGUAGCCCUAAAUACAUUGCUGUAAAUAUGAAUUCCAGUGCCAUUAUCUGUCUACCAAUGUAUUUCAAUACUUGCUGAUUUUUAUUUUCCUUCUGUAAACAUGGCUUGUGAAUGAUUCUCUAUAGCAUUAUGAUAUUUAUAUUAAAGUUAUGAAACUGC